UAGGGCCUAACUAGGCGUGUUAGGGCCUAACUAGGCGUGUUAGGGCCUAACUAGGCGUGUUAGGGCCUAACUAGGCGUGUUAGGGCCUAACUAGGCGUGUUAGGGCCUAACUAGGCGUGUUAGGGCCUAACUAGGCGUGUUAGGGCCUAACUAGGCGUGUUAGGGCCUAACUAGGCGUGUUAGGGCCUAACUAGGCGUGUUAGGGCCUAACUAAACUGAUUUAAUCCCAUUUCUACAUGGGAAUCUGUCCCUGUGUUUUGUUCCCAGAGAGAAGCUGAUCAGACUGCAGCAUGAGAACAACAUGCUGAAGCUGGCCCAGGAGGGUUCUGAUAAUGAGAAGAUCGCUCUGCUGCAGAGUUUACUGGAGGACGCAAACAGUAGGAAGAACGAACUGGAGACAGAAAACAGACUGGUGAACCAGAGACUGAUCGAGGGUCAGAGUCAGGUGGAGGAGCUGCAGAGGAGUCUUCAGGAACAGGGCUCCAAAGCAGACGAUGCGAUUUCAAUCAUUCUGAAGAAGAAAAAUGAUGCUCACAUGGAGAAAUUACGGGAAGUGAACAGUGAACUGCAGAAGAAGUGUGCGCACAUCGAUGACUUGGAGCCCAAGUACACCUCUAGUUCCCAGAAAGUAGAGGAACUGGAAGAGGCGUUAAAGAAGAAGGAUGAAGACAUGAAGCAGAUGGAGGACAGAUAUAAGAAGUACCUGGAGAAGGCGAAGAGUGUUAUCCGGACCCUGGACCCUAAGCAGAACCAGGGCUCGGCACCAGAGGUCCAGACCCUGAAGAACCAGCUGCAGGAGAGGGAAAGGAUGCUGCACUCUCUGGAGGUACCAGGGGCUGGGUUAUGGUUUAAGGGUUAG
Oncorhynchus gorbuscha (pink salmon) is the source of this 859-nucleotide messenger RNA. RefSeq names its product protein Hook homolog 3-like. Lineage: Eukaryota; Metazoa; Chordata; Actinopteri; Salmoniformes; Salmonidae. Gene Ontology annotation, biological process: cytoplasmic microtubule organization; cytoskeleton-dependent intracellular transport. The transcript has 6 exons. The record is from RefSeq and is a predicted model, not a curated record. Gene Ontology annotation, molecular function: dynein light intermediate chain binding; microtubule binding. Gene Ontology annotation, cellular component: centrosome; cytoplasm. Bases 302 to 859 code for a protein of 185 amino acids.